This is a messenger RNA of Branchiostoma floridae (Florida lancelet), 3976 nucleotides long. Its product is annotated as putative sodium-coupled neutral amino acid transporter 11. The record is from RefSeq and is a predicted model, not a curated record. The transcript has 15 exons. Gene Ontology annotation, biological process: amino acid transmembrane transport. Bases 659 to 2155 code for a protein of 498 amino acids. Gene Ontology annotation, molecular function: amino acid transmembrane transporter activity. NCBI's taxonomy places the organism in Eukaryota, Metazoa, Chordata, Leptocardii, Amphioxiformes, Branchiostomatidae.
UUUGGGGGUGGUAUCUUCUAAAUUUACUCUUUUACAAAUUUUACACAAAUGUACAGUUUUAAAGGCACAGAUUUGUUAGGUCCACCCUUUCUUCUGUUGUCACCAAAGUUUUCCACAAUAUCAUGUAUUUCCUGAGCCAGAGAAAAUUACUGUAUUUUACAGAAGAAAAGAACAUUUUGGCAUGAUCCCAGGCAGCUGUUUCAAUGGAUCUAUAACUGCCUUUCUUUGCUUUCCUAACAACAAACAUUGUAAUGAUACAAUGCAGUUCAAACAAAUCAAUAUUUACUUUAUGAAUUGAAGCAAAAUCACCACUGCUAUUCUUUGCGCAUGAUGAGAAUGGCAACAGGUGCAUGGGGCACCCCCUUUGAACGAGAUAUAGUGGUACAAUCCAGAGGCAGUGCGCUGCACCUUUUUACGGAGCAACGCUUUUUGAUUGGAAGCUUUGAGUCCCCGGUACAUGGAUGUUGUGUUGCAUUUCAGUUGUAGAAUCUUAGUACCAGAGAAUUCAAAAGAGUUGAUCUUCUCGACUUUAUUCCCAGCAGAGGAGUUGUGACGCUUUUGACGCUACACAGAUAGAGUUACUACAGGAACAUCGCUGGAAGAUUGGAGAUUCUCUUUGUUUGCUGGUACCCAAGUGUGGCAGUGACGGGACGGAAUCAUGGAUUCGGAAGCAACAGAAAUGGAGGAGAAGAAAUACAUCAUAGAAAAGUCCCAGUCUGGAGAGUUCACGGUGCCGAGUGACAUGGGACAGCUGAUUGAAGAUGAGGACCAGAAGCGAGAGCAGAGUAACAUCCCGCAGGCAUCCUUCAACUUCAUCAACUCCAUCAUCGGCUCAGGCAUUAUAGGUAUGCCCUAUGCCCUGAAGCAAGCAGGGUUCCCCAUGGGGGUUUUGCUGAUCCUGAUUGUGGCCUUGAUAACAGACUAUUCAGUGAUUCUUCUUAUACGUGGUGGGAACCUAUCAGGCACAAAAAAUUAUCAGGACCUGGUUCGAGCUGCCUUUGGCUUCCCAGGGUUUGUCUUCCUGUCCAUAGUCCAGUUUGUCUACCCUUUUAUCGCAAUGAUCAGCUACAACAUCAUCACAGGUGACACCAUUACCAAGGUCAUGGUUCGAGCUGCCAGACUGGAGGUGGAUGAGGAAACUGGGCAAGUCUAUGUCACAGAGACCAACAUCCUGGCCAACCGUUACUUCAUCAUCUGUCUGUGCACCCUUCUGGUCACACUGCCACUGUCUCUGUACCGCAAUGUUGCAAAACUGGCAAAGGCCUCCCUGUUUGCCUGUCUGCUGGUGGUGUUCAUCAUCAUCGCAGUCAUCAUUAGAUCCACAGACAUGCACAUCCCUCCUACAGAAGAUGCCUACACCUUUGCCAAGCCAGGAUUUGCACAAGCAGUGGGCAUCAUGGCUUUUGCCUUCGUCUGCCACCACAACACCUUCCUGAUCUACGGUUCGCUGGAAGAGCCCACCGUACACCGCUGGUCCAUCGUUACGCACAUCUCCGUGGUCGUGUCGUUCAUCGCCACUGUCGUGUUCGCUGCCUGUGGAUACGCCACCUUCACAGGGUUUACCCAAGGCGAUGUGUUGGAGAAUUACUGCCAUGAGGAUGACCUGAUCAAUGCUGCCAGGUUCUGCUACGGUGUCUGCAUCAUGCUGACCUUCCCUGUGGAGUGUUUUGUUUGCAGAGAGGUGAUUGAGAAUUUCUUUUUCCAAACUGCACAACCCACAACUACACUGAGACACGUGAUUGAGACCGUUAUCAUCGUGGGGGCGACUCUGGGAAUCUCAUUGGCUACUGACUGUCUGGGCAUCGUUCUUGAACUGAAUGGCACCCUGGGAGCCACCCCGCUUGUCUUCAUCCUCCCGGCUGCUUGCUACAUGAAGCUGGAGGAAGGAAAGGUCUACAGCGCCAAGAAGCUCCCGUCUCUACUCAUCGUCAUCACCGGGGCCAUCGUCAUGGUGAUAGGGUUUAUCAUGGCCGUCCUCAGUCCGCAGGGGUGCUCGCACGGGAAGGAGAUGUCCUACUGUCACGCCAACGACGUCAACGCCACUGAUUUUUCCACCUUCAUUCCCAGUACAGAGAUGCUUGCCAGUAGCACUGUUGCCUCUAUGGUCAGCAGUACUACCCCUCCGUUUUCCAACUUCUCGUCAUUAGGACCAUAACUUAUCACUCUGACAAGAUUCUAUCUAACUUAUAUUGUUGUGUAUGUUUGUGUAUGUCAGUAAUCAUAUGGGAGAAUAGAUUAUGAUCAUGAUUAUGGCCAGUACCUGUAUAAAAAAUAUCUUAUCAUGAAAGUUGAAUUCUCGUAUUCUUCUGUGUUGUUUAGCACUGAAGUUGAACACUUGACCAGAUGUAACUGUAUGAAAAAUGGAUACAGUUUGAAGACUUGCUGAAGUGUCCUAAGUAGACUGACCUCUAACCCCAAAAAACUAUGAACCUUCCUAACAUUUGACCCCCACAUGGGGUUACAUGUUGCUUAACAAAGAAGCUUGCUGGUCAUGACCCCAUCUUGUCCAAAAGGUUACACAGGCUGGUUCAAGGUUAUAGCACUACUGAAGAUGGCGACUUUGGCAGAAAUUGAAGGUAUCUACAUACAUUUGUAUCUUUGCUGUAUAUGUGGAAUUUAGAGGCUCAUUAUCACUUAUACUCAAGAGAGAAUGGACUAAAUUACAAGUUAGUAUCUAGACAACAUUUGUUGUGUUUGUAGCAUGACCAAGUGAGUACAUUGUACAUGUAUGCUGGGUAACAUUGUAACAAGUUAGAUUUACACAUAUUAUUACAGUAUUCAUAUGUACUUGAAUUUGCUUAUUUGUGAACCUCAUUUUCAGCAUGGUGCAGGUAUUAAUGCCAAGCAAAGCUAUCAUACCUUACUAGAUUAGCUUAAUUCUGACAAGCUAGUGCUAAAUGAGAUGGAAGAAAAAUUUCUUUUAUUGAAAGCAAUACAAUCAGAAGUAUCAGUAUUUGGCCAUUUAAAAGAUUAAGGUACUGAGAUUAAGGUUUUCUUCUCAGUACAUAAGUCCUUGAUUGUUCUCCUAUUCAAACAUUUUGUAAAAGUGCAGUUGACUUAGACAAUGUACGAUGUUUCAAGUGCAGACAAAAGUUUUACAACUAAAAUGCCACUGCAGUACUUUUAAGUUGCUUUAAGGUUACUACCCUGUGGAUAAAGGUUACUUCCCUGUGGAUAUUGUGAAGCCUACACAGACCAAGGACGUUGUAUGAGAUAACGUCCUUGCACAGACAGAACCUGGAUUGCAUAAUGUGGUAAAGAGUAGUGCUUUAAAAUCAAGAGUACAUGAUUGUUUGAUAAGUAAACUGAAAGACCAAGAGGGCUUGAGGACAAGAAGACAGUAUAUAUGUAUGAACAUACCGCUAUUUCUAAAAGGUGCUCUGUAGAAAGGUCUGGGUCACUUUCUUGUAAAGUACAACUGAGCUACAACUUCUAAAUGGCCCUUAAGCUGUGUGGACUUAUUGCCAGUCUAAAAUGUAAAAUACAAAUGACAUGACGUAGGGUGCUAUGGUAAACAUACCAGUCAACAGUGAACUACAUGUGUAUGAAUUUCUAAGGUUACAGUGUAAACAAUUUCUAUUGCUUCAUAAAGCUUGAAUGCAAGCUUGCUUUAUAUCAACUUAAAUGUGCCAUAGGUAGCUGUGUUUUGUGUAAAGCUUUAGAGUGUAUGGGUAACGUUAUUUAUCAAUGAAAAGGAAUGGCUGGUUGUGUUGUGAACUAUUGUGUAUAUAAAACAAUUCUGGAAAUUAAGCUAGCUUGUUAUGUGAGAUUGUGACUUCCUGAUAUAGAAAUAUCCAAGACUCAGAACUGGUAACAGAUGAAGAGAUUAUGUUUUCUGCUCAAGUGCAAUCUGCUCUGUGAAUAAAAAAGAUUUAAUGAUCAUGAGGAUAAAUGCAUUGCUUAUGAUUAUACAUAAGCUGUUGAUUCUUCAGAUACGUGAAAGAUGUGGGAGAAAAAACAAUAAAUCUGCACAGUA